Melampsora larici-populina 98AG31 is the source of this 225-nucleotide messenger RNA. RefSeq lists its product as uncharacterized. Lineage: Eukaryota; Fungi; Basidiomycota; Pucciniomycetes; Pucciniales; Melampsoraceae. The annotation marks the transcript as partial. The transcript has a single exon. The record is from RefSeq and is a predicted model, not a curated record.
GGUAUCCCACUUGCUUAUUUCUUUAUUGAAUCCAACAACCCACACCAAGAGUCACUUGUCAAAUCUCUUGAACCAGUUGCUUGUGAACACAAGGGCAAGAUCAACUUUGUCUGGAUCAAUGCCACCAAAUGCGCUGAUCAUGCCAAAUCUCUCAACUUACAAGACAUUAAUUGGCUAGCAUUUGCUAUCCAGAACAUUGGUGCUCGAAACAAGUUCCCUCUUGAC